CUCAGUGGUCUCCCAGCAACACCAUGUAAAUAACUCGAUGCCUCUUUUCUCUGCAGGCUAGAGCGCACGGUCGUGUACGAGACAUGAAUGAAGCACUAGUUCGAUUCCCGGUCGUUUGAUGGACUCGCUGAACGAGACGUUAAGUUCAACCUGAGAACGCGACCCGGGGCUAAUUUACAGACACCAGAGAGACAGCUGAUGGUUGCGGGCUAGCCAAUGGGGCUGUUUGACAAGUUGGCAGGAUGGCUGGGGCUGAAGAAGGAGGUGAACGUCCUGUGUCUCGGCCUGGACAACAGCGGAAAAACCACAAUCAUCAACAAGCUCAAGCCUUGCAAUGCUCAGGCACAAGACAUCGUCCCGACCAUUGGUUUCAGCAUAGAGAAGUUCAAGACAUCCAGUCUUUCCUUCACAGUGUUUGACAUGUCUGGUCAAGGCAGAUACAGAAACCUCUGGGAGCAUUACUACAAGGAAGGUCAGGCGAUCAUAUUUGUCAUUGAUAGUGCAGACAAACUGAGGAUGGUUGUUGCCAAAGAAGAACUGGACACGUUACUAAAUCAUCCUGAUAUUAAACACAGGAGGAUCCCCAUCCUUUUCUUCGCUAACAAGAUGGAUGUCAGGGAUGCUCUGUCGUCAGUCAAGGUCUCUCAGCUGCUCUGUUUGGAGAACAUCAAAGACAAACCCUGGCACAUCUGUGCCACUGAUGCUCUGAAAGGAGAAGGUUUGCCGGAGGGAGUUGACUGGUUACAAGAUCAAAUCAAAACAAUAAGAACAUGAGGGCCUGAGUGUGGACACCCUGGAAGCAACAGCAUCUGCGGAAGUCUUCCAUGUAAGAUGUGUUGACCAUAGUUUUAAAAUUACAAUGGGACAGAAAUAUAUUUUUUAAGGUUCUUGGAUGUGUGUGAAAAAGUUAGCGAGAGACAUACAAUUUGUUGGACUGUUCAUUUUGGGCAAAUUCUUUUUUUCCAUAAACAGUUUUUGAGUUAAAUACAGGUGUUCAAAGGGACAAAUAACAUCUUAAAAAUUAUUUGGGGAAAUGUUUACUUCUACUUACAGUAUCCCUUCCAUUUUUCAACCCUUAUCUUCGUGUACCAGGGAUCAUGAUGCUCUUGAGCAAGUCAUUGUCUGACAAAUGGUAUGUGCCAGCAUCCCCUGCUAGCUGAUUCAGACCGGCACGACAUUAUACCAGUGAUGUAAGCUCAAUGUCUUAUCCUUUAUUUUCCACUGGCUCACAUCACUUUUUUAUGACUUGAAUUUGUGUGCUGUGUCAUAUUCUAUUCUUUUUCUCUGCACCCUCCACCUUUACAGCAGCAGUUAGAAGUUUAUAGCCGCUGCUUGAGAGGAGGUAACAGUCUUUGCCUCAGAUUGGUAAAGUACAUGUGAUCUGUCUGGCUUCAAACACUCUCGCCCGCUCUUAGGGCCUCUGUAGAUACAUUACUCAGUUAAGUGGCAGUAAGAAAUGCCAUUAUUUCCUGACGAUUCGUUAGCUGUUGGUUCUGUGUGCGCCGGAAAAAAACAUUUUUUCAGCAGAGCCCUGGCUCUGUAAAUUGAAAACAAACAACCAAAAUGGUGCGGACUGCACCACACAACACUACGUGUAAAGUUUGUAAACGUCACUCCCCGACACCUUAAGAGAGGGUUUUGUCCUCAUGGUUGGCGCGUCCGUCUCCCAUACUCGCAUACUACCACUCCAAAGUUUCUCCAAAAUCGCUUACUGCCCCUUUAAGUCAAGAAUCAUUUACUUCUGCAGCAGAGGCAACAAAUGUUCAUACACUCCAGUUCACAUCGCCUUUCUCAAACGUGUGUGUUGGGCCAUCUCACUGUCACACUAAAAAAUUACUUACUCCGGAAUAUCUUUACUGCAGCCAAGAUUUAAUGCAGCAGUUUUUUUUUUGUAGCUAUGAAAAAUGUAUUUUGCAAAUUGAAUGUUAUAAAUGUAGCCAAUUAAAUGUUUUCCUUGGA
This is a messenger RNA of Scophthalmus maximus (turbot), 1959 nucleotides long. RefSeq names its product ADP-ribosylation factor-like 6 (gene arl6). The coding region runs from base 217 to 774 and encodes 185 amino acids. NCBI's taxonomy places the organism in Eukaryota, Metazoa, Chordata, Actinopteri, Pleuronectiformes, Scophthalmidae. Gene Ontology annotation, biological process: vesicle-mediated transport; intracellular protein transport; cilium assembly. Gene Ontology annotation, molecular function: GTPase activity; GTP binding. Gene Ontology annotation, cellular component: axoneme; cytoplasm. The record is from RefSeq and is a predicted model, not a curated record. The transcript is spliced from 8 exons.